AGCUGCGAGGACGCGGGCCGAGCCGGAAGUGGAGUGCGCUGCGGCGCGAGCUGGGCCGGCGGGCGUGGUUCGACAGCGCGCAGAGUCCAGACGGGCGGCAGGGCCCGAGGGGCCGACCCGCAGCGUCCCUGGUCUCUCCAGCCCUCACUCGGAACCGCACGUGAGGGCAAAUCCGCCCCGGUGGCUGGCUUAGCACGCGGGGACAGCCCCUCCGAGGCCUCCCUGGCGGUGUGGGCGAGAGGGCGUCCGGGUCGGGGGAAGCACGGAAAGGUGGCUUCGCGAGGCUGUUGUGGGGGGCGGGACGGGCAGCCUGGCGAUGCCUGGACAUGGUUGGUGGCCAAAAACAUUUAUCGAAAGAUAGCUUACCCACUUAGAUGGCGAGGAUACCGACAAGCAAGUCUUCGCCCGUAAGCAGUGGCUCACGCCUAUAGUCCAGGGAUGCCGAGGAGGGAGGAUCGCUUGAGUCCAGGAGUUGGAGGCUGCAGUGAGCCGUGAUCGCGCCACUGCACUCCAGCCUGGGCGACAGAGUGAGACCCUAUCUCUAAACAAAAGAAAGAACGUCUUCAAGCAUGGAGCCAUGAAGCUGGAUUUGGCUUUCUGUCGCUCUCUCUACAGGGUACAGGUGAAAGGGGGCAGACCCCUCAUCAUGCUUUCCAGGCAUCUGCCACUUCCCAGGAAUUGUCUCCCUGGAUAAACAAGACAGUGACAAUACCCUCCCCUCCCUUGGGCUGGACCCCUCUCUACAGCUAGGAGCCAAUGGCAGAAGACAAAACCAAACCGAGUGAGUUGGACCAAGGGAAGUAUGAUGCUGAUGACAACGUGAAGAUCAUCUGCCUGGGAGACAGCGCAGUGGGCAAAUCCAAAGUCAUGGAGAGAUUUCUCAUGGAUGGCUUUCAGCCACAGCAGCUGUCCACGUACGCCCUGACCCUGUACAAGCACACAGCCACGGUAGAUGGCAAGACCAUCCUUGUGGACUUUUGGGACACGGCAGGCCAGGAGCGGUUCCAGAGCAUGCCUGCCUCCUACUACCACAAGGCCCACGCCUGCAUCAUGGUGUUUGAUGUACAGAGGAAGGUCACCUAUAGGAACCUGAGCACCUGGUAUACAGAGCUUCGGGAGUUCAGGCCAGAGAUCCCAUGCAUCGUGGUGGCCAAUAAAAUUGAUGCAGACAUAAACGUGACCCAAAAAAGCUUCAGUUUUGCCAAGAAGUUCUCCCUGCCCCUGUAUUUCGUCUCGGCUGCUGAUGGUACCAAUGUUGUGAAGCUCUUCAAUGAUGCAAUUCGAUUAGCUGUGUCUUACAAACAGAACUCCCAGGACUUCAUGGAUGAGAUUUUUCAGGAGCUCGAGAACUUCAACUUGGAGCAGGAAGAGGAGGACGUGCCAGACCAGGAACAGAGCAGCAGCAUCGAGACCCCAUCAGAGGAGGCGGCCUCUCCCCACAGCUGAGGGGCUGGGGCUAGGGGUGGGUGGAGCCCUUUUAAAAUACCCUUCCCUUCAACAGCUCUCCAGCUCUGAAUGGAGAAACUCUCUAGGCCAUCCCCUCUUGUACCUCCUGCAACCCACCCAUCCUAUUAGCCUCCCACAUUCAAGGCCCGUGAUACAGGGAUGAGGUCAGCCCAGCAAACUCUGGACUGGUGGAAGAAUUCCCCACCAGAUCUCCUUGAAGCAGAAUUAGGGAUCAGCAUCAUUAACACCUUCCCCACCCCCUCCCCCCAGGCAGACAGUGAAGAGAAUCAGAAAACAUGAUUAUGUGUCACUUUAAUACAGGAAAUUUAGGUGUUUUUUGGUGUUUUUGUUUUUGUUUUUGUUUUCUUUCCAAAGCUCACCUCGGGGACAAUUCCUUGUGCUUCUGCUGAGGUAAUGAUUACCCCCCCACCCACAGCUGAGUCUGUGAGGCCCCAUCCUUUCCCUACGUUUUCUCCCAUCUUUUUUCCUCUUCAGUCUCCCAAUCAUCCGGUUUGUUUGUUUCUUUGUUCGUUCUGAGACGGAGUCUCGCUCUGUCGCCAGGCUGGAGUGCAGUGGCGCAGUCUCGGCUCGCUGCAACCUCUGACUCCCUGGUUCAAACGAUUCUCCUGCCUCAGCCUCCCGAGUGGCUGGCAUCACCACGCUCAGCUAAUUUUUGUAUUUUUAGUAGAGACGGGGUUUCACCAUGUUGCCCAGGAUGGUCUCGAUCUCCUCACCUCGUGAUCCGCCCGCCUCGGCCUCCCAAAGUGCUGGGAUUACAGGCAUGAGCCACCGCGCCCGGCCCCAAUCAUCUGUUUUUAAACAAACGUUUUUGAGCAGAUAGCUAUUCCUUCCAGAUUUCUGUGUACCGACUCUGUUUCAGGAGCUCUUCUAGGUAAAGCUGAGAUCACAGGAACAGCAGGUGACAGGCCUAGCUAUAGUUAGGAAUACACAAGCGGUAAAAUGGAGUCCUUACAGCCAUACCACAAGGUACAUCCAUUUGGACUACAAGAAGAGCUUCCUUUAAAGUUCCUAUUUCAGCAUAAAGAGGCUGUCCUUUUUUUUUGAGGAAUGGUUUGGACCUUGUGCCUCCUGUGGGAGGCUGAGGACUGCAAGAGGAGAGCUAGCAGAUAUGCCUGUUCACCCCUCUCUGGUACUUGUGGCUUGCUAGUAUGUUUUUAUGAUAAUCUCGGGCAUUGUUUGCAUUGUGUUUAUUAAUAGGGUUUUGUUUUUAUUGUUUCCUUUUUUACAGUAAAGGCUGAAUUACAUAAA
Molecule: messenger RNA, 2715 nt
Organism: Gorilla gorilla gorilla (western lowland gorilla)
Lineage: Eukaryota; Metazoa; Chordata; Mammalia; Primates; Hominidae
Gene: RABL2A
Product: RAB, member of RAS oncogene family like 2A
Exons: 9
Coding region: 757-1446 (229 amino acids)
Molecular function (GO): GTP binding; GTPase activity
Source: RefSeq, a predicted model, not a curated record